Messenger RNA from Prosopis cineraria, 1045 nucleotides. Its product is annotated as ras-related protein RABH1b-like. Gene Ontology annotation, molecular function: GTPase activity; GTP binding. The transcript is spliced from 6 exons. Lineage: Eukaryota; Viridiplantae; Streptophyta; Magnoliopsida; Fabales; Fabaceae. Bases 129 to 749 code for a protein of 206 amino acids. The record is from RefSeq and is a predicted model, not a curated record.
UCGAGUUAUCAGUCUCUUCCUUCGUUGUUGAAAAAAGACUACACCGGCAAUCGGAAGAGGCGUUUGGCACAGCGAAUUAACCAUUUUGCUCUGUCACACUCUGAUUUUCUGCACUAGUGAUUUCCACCAUGGCGCCAGUUUCUGCUCUUGCAAAGUACAAGUUGGUGUUCUUGGGUGAUCAGUCGGUGGGCAAGACCAGCAUCAUCACUCGCUUUAUGUAUGAUAAAUUUGAUACAACCUACCAGGCUACAAUUGGUAUUGAUUUCCUAUCCAAAACUAUGUAUCUUGAAGAUCGAACUGUUCGGCUGCAGCUGUGGGAUACAGCUGGACAGGAGAGAUUUAGAAGUCUUAUUCCAAGCUACAUCAGGGAUUCAUCUGUGGCUGUUAUUGCUUAUGAUGUUUCAAGCCGGCAAACUUUUCUAAACACAUCAAAUUGGAUUGAAGAGGUGCGAAGUGAGAGAGGUAGUGAUGUAAUUAUUGUUCUUGUGGGGAACAAAACUGACCUUGUGGAUAAGAGGCAAGUCUCUACGGAGGAAGGGGAAGCAAAAGCCCGUGAGCUGAAUGUCAUGUUUAUUGAAGCUAGCGCCAAAGCUGGCUUUAAUAUAAAGGCCCUCUUUCGGAAAAUUGCUGCUGCGUUACCUGGCAUGGAAACGCUCUCUUCAACAAAACAUGAAGAUAUGGUUGAUGUGAACUUGAAGUCUUCUAGUGGCCCUAAUUCUCAACCUGAGUCUGGUGGAUGUGCUUGUUGAAUGUGCCUUGCCUUGACGUUAUGUAUCUUGCUUUCUUCUUCUGGCUAUAUUCGUCUUAGAACGUGUUUGGCUAAGCUGUUCAGGUUUCAUUUUCAAGACUUAUACAGCAUUAUGUGAAAUUCUUUUUUCAGAAUAUUAGUGGAUAGGAAGCAGUGGAAGAAUCAAUAGAGUCUGUAUGUUGGCUAUUCAUUAUUGUAACGUACAACAAUGGCUAACUCUAUCACAAAUUUACCUUUUUCAAGAGCUAUUGAACUCUGCCGAGAUUAUAUAUCGCCUCCCCGUUUUAAGUUAAAUUG